Messenger RNA from Periophthalmus magnuspinnatus, 516 nucleotides. It is a transcript of the gene rprma, whose product is annotated as reprimo, TP53 dependent G2 arrest mediator candidate a. The transcript has a single exon. The record is from RefSeq and is a predicted model, not a curated record. NCBI's taxonomy places the organism in Eukaryota, Metazoa, Chordata, Actinopteri, Gobiiformes, Gobiidae. Bases 117 to 425 code for a protein of 102 amino acids.
AGUGUGAUUAUGUGACGGAACUUCUCCAACUUUGCACCAAAUGACAAUUUCUCUGGGAUUGUGGCAAGUGCGUAAUUUAGUUUUCGUCUUAAGUUUUCGUCCUGUAAAAAGUGGAUAUGAAUAACACGGGCUUUAACCAAACGGACGUCGGUCUGUUCAACAAAACAGAAGAGAUUUUCUGCUGUAACUUUUCCUCUGUGGUGACUGACAAUGGCUUUGUGGCGACCGCCCCGGAUGAGAGAAGCCUUUUCAUCAUGCGCGUGGUCCAGAUCGCCGUCAUGUGCGUACUCUCUCUGACCGUGGUUUUUGGCAUUUUCUUUCUGGGUUGCAACCUCCUCAUAAAGUCUGAAGGGAUGAUAAACUUUCUGGUGACGGACAGGAGACCGUCCAAAGAGGCGGAGGCGGUGAUAGUCGGAGCGUACUGAUGGACACGGACCUUUACGCACUUGUCCAGUUGGAUGGAGACUGGAGCGGUGGCAGAUAAACCCACUUUGCGCUGCGUAAAGACAGUUGUGU